GGGCUGCGGCGGGAGAGCCACAGCCCCACACACCCACUGGGGUGCAGGAGAAGGGGGCCAGCGGGCUGCGGAGCUCAGCUGGGGGCUGGGGCUGCCGCUGCAGGGGAAGCACUGAGGACCCCGCCUGCCCACCUCCUUGCACUGUGCCUCUUCCAGGGCCGCAGCGAUUUUCGUCGGACCCCAUGGAAGCCCAGCUGGGGAUGCUUUGUGGGGUCUUCGUGGAGUCUGCCCCGCCUGAUGGCGUUCCGAGGGGCGACCUGUCCCUGGCUGUUUGAGGGGCGCCGCCCAGGCAUGGCUCUGCCCAGCGUGCACCCAGUGGUGCUGACCUGGCUCCUGGGCUCCUGGCACCCGUGCUGGCCUCUUACUUGCUGCAAGGUUUUGAGGGCACAGUGGUGAGUCUGGGGCCCAGGCUUGAGGGCGUCGCCCAAGCUGGAGGACGGGCAGGUGGCUGGGCGCGAGGAUGCGAUGAGUGGGGGCCGCUUCGACUUUGAUGAUGGAGGGGCGUACUGCGGGGGCUGGGAGGGGGGGAAGGCCCAUGGACAUGGACUGUGCACAGGCCCCAAGGGCCAGGGUGAGUACUCUGGCUCCUGGAACUUUGGCUUUGAAGUGGCCGGCGUCUAUACCUGGCCCAGCGGAAACACCUUCGAGGGCUACUGGAGCCAGGGCAAGCGGCACGGGCUGGGCGUAGAGACCAAGGGGCGCUGGUUCUACAAGGGCGAGUGGACGCAUGGCUUCAAGGGCCGCUAUGGCAUCCGGCAGAGCAGCAGCAGCGGUGCCAAGUACGAGGGAACCUGGAACAAUGGCCUGCAGGACGGCUAUGGCACAGAGACUUACGCCGAUGGAGGGACAUACCAAGGCCAGUUCACCAACGGCAUGCGCCACGGAUACGGCGUGCGCCAGAGUGUGCCUUACGGCAUGGCCGUGGUGGUGCGCUCGCCCCUGCGCACGUCGCUCUCGUCCCUGCGCAGCGAGCACAGCAACGGCACUGUGGCCCCCGACUCGCCCACGUCGCCCACCGCCGACGGCCCGGUGCUCCCCUCGCCCACCAUCCCGCGAGGCGGCUUCGCGCUCAGCCUGCUGGCCAACGCCGAAGCAGCGGCACGGGCGUCCAAGAGCGGCGGCCUCUUCCCGCGCGGCGCACUGUUGGGCAAGCUGCGGCGGGCCGAGUCCCGCACGUCCCUGGGCAGCCAGCGUAGCCGGGUCAGCUUCCUCAAGAGCGACCUCAGCUCGGGCGCCAGCGACGCUGCCUCCACCGCCAGCCUGGGCGAGGGCGCCGAAGGCACGGAUGAAACUGCACCUUUCGAGGCCGACAUCGACGCCACCACAACGGAGACCUACAUGGGCGAGUGGAAGAACGACAAGCGUUCAGGCUUCGGUGUGAGCGAGCGAUCCAGCGGGCUCCGCUACGAGGGCGAGUGGCUGGACAAUCUGCGCCAUGGCUACGGCUGCACCACACUGCCAGACGGCCACCGCGAGGAAGGCAAGUACCGCCACAACGUGCUGGUCAAGGGCACCAAGCGCCGCAUGCUGCAGCUCAAGAGCAACAAGGUCCGGCAGAAGGUGGAGCACAGCGUGGAGGGCGCCCAGCGCGCGGCUGCCAUCGCGCGCCAGAAGGCCGAGAUCGCAGCCUCCAGGACAAGUCACGCCAAGGCCAAAGCUGAGGCCGCGGAGCAGGCUGCACUCGCUGCCAACCAGGAGUCCAACAUCGCCCGCGCCUUGGCCCGGGAGCUGGCUCCGGACUUCUACCAGCCAGGUCCCGAGUAUCAGAAGCGCAGACUGCUCCAAGAGAUCCUGGAGAACUCGGAGAGCCUGCUGGAGCCGCCGGAGCGGGGCGCCGCGGGUCUCCCCGCGCGGCCCCGCGACAGCCCGCAGCUGCACGAGCGCGAGACCCCUCGGCAGGAGGGCGGCCCCCCGUCACCGGCCGGGACACCCCCACAGCCCAAGCGACCCCGACCCGGCGCGUCCCCGGACGGCCUGCUGGGCCCCGGCGCCUGGAACGGCGAGCCUGGCGGCGAGGGCAGCCGGCCGGCCACCCCGGCGGGCCCCGGCCGCCGCAGCCCCGCGCGCCCGGCCAGCGAGCACAUGGCCAUCGAGGCGCUGCAGGCGCCACCCGCGCCGUCGCGGGAGCCCGAGGUGGCCCUGUACCGCGGCUAUCACAGCUACGCCGUGCGCACCACACCGUCCGCGCCGCCGCCCUUCGACGACGAGCCCCAGCCUGAAGCCGCUGGACCCGACUCCGCGCCCCCGUCCCCUGCCGCGGCCGCUCCCGGCCAAGCCCCGGCGCUCCGGAACCCCGAGCCUGCGCCCGAGACUCCGGCCAAGUUGGAGCCCAAGCCCAUCGUGCCCAAAGCCGAGCCUAAGGCCAAGGCCCGUAAGACUGAGGCCCGAGGGCUGACCAAGGCCGGGGCCAAAAAGAAAGCCCGGAAGGAGGCGGCGCAGGCGGCAGAGACGGAGGUGGAGGUGGAGGAGGUGCCCAACACCGUCCUCAUCUGCAUGGUGAUCCUGCUGAACAUUGGCCUGGCCAUUCUCUUUGUGCACCUGCUGACCUGAGCCUUGCUCACCAGAGCCGGGAGGAGCCUGCUGAGGAUGCCAGGACCAUCAUUGCACCUUGCCUCACCGGUGGCCCAGGAGGACUGAACUCUGGACCUGGAACUCUGGGCCAGCUUGCGUCCACACAAUGUUUAAGGAGGCCUCCCGUGGCACCUCUGCUUGGUGACCGUAUCCUGAAGGAUAGAAUGUGCCAGAACUCUGCAGGAGGUCCCAGUCUCCAUCCUCCUCCACUGUCCUCCCACCCCCGCCUGACCCAGGUCACCCAUUCUUGGGCUUUUGUGUAUUUCCAGACAAGUUACCCAGAUGCUCAUGA
Messenger RNA from Ochotona princeps (American pika), 2863 nucleotides. It is a transcript of the gene JPH2, whose product is annotated as junctophilin 2. Gene Ontology annotation, cellular component: endoplasmic reticulum membrane; junctional membrane complex; plasma membrane. The transcript has 6 exons. The record is from RefSeq and is a predicted model, not a curated record. Bases 466 to 2550 code for a protein of 694 amino acids. Lineage: Eukaryota; Metazoa; Chordata; Mammalia; Lagomorpha; Ochotonidae.